CGCCGUUUGACGCGACUCUACCGGCCCGUUUUUCUUUUUAUCUCGAUUCUCGACGCGUUUCUUAAGUAACUACGAAGUAACUAUAGACUACCCUUACCUAAGGUCACGAAGAAAGUUCAAUUUAAUACUUUGGUUUAUACUUUGUUUUAUACCUACAGAUAUCAAGUAGCAGUACCUACACCGUACACAUCCUCCAAGAUCCAAUGCAUGCACAAAUGUUAUAACAAACCACAAAUCACAAACCAUGAACAAAUAAGAAUCAUAUACAAACUACCUCAUCGCUACAAUGACAAUGCUUUGCUUCCAUUGACGAUACAUUGACGAGACUGGUUGAAUCUACAUAUACAAUGGAAAUGGAAUCUUCCCCGCCGCCAUUCGAUCACUCCAAACCUUUUGACGGUCUGGUGCUUUGUUGUACCAGUAUCGAGGCAGAUCUACGUACAGUAAUUGCCCAAAGAACAGUCGAUCUAGGCGGCAUCCACAAAUACGAUCUUACGCCCGACGCCACACAUCUAAUCGUCGGAGACUACGACACUCCCAAGUAUCGCCAUGUUGCAAGAGAAAGACCUGACAUUAAACCUAUGGCCGCCGGCUGGGUUGAUGCCGUGCGAAAUUUAUGGUUGGAAGACAAGGAAUUCGAUUUCGCCCUCCUAGAGGAGACCUGGAAGUUUAAGACAUUUGAGACCGGCGGUGGCAUUCCCAACAGUCUAAUCGAGGAACAAAGAGAGCGGACAAGACUCACCUGCUGUUUGACCGGGUUUGAGGAUCAUGAGACGCGCCGCAAGAUCGAGGAAAUGGUUCGCGGGGGUGGUGGUAAUUACGUUGGCGAUCUUUCUAGACGUGUUACUCACCUCAUCGUUGCCAAACCUGAGGGGAAGAAGUUCGUUGCUGCUCGAAAUUGGGGGAUAAGAACCGUCUCUAUCGAAUGGCUACACGACAGUGUCGAGCGAGGAAUGAUCCUUAACGAAGAAUGCUACGACCCGACGCUACCGGCCGAAGAACGGGGAAAGGGAGCUUGGAUAAGGAGGGACAUCAAACGAGCUCCUUUGCGCAAACGACCGCGCGAUGGUGUUAGCGCCCCCCCAGGCGACGAUGGUAGACGUAAGUUGAGAAAGACUGCAAGUAUGAAACUUACAAGUCAGAGGGAUAAUCUUUGGGGUGAUAUACUAGUGAAGCAAUCGUCCAUGGACCUCUCCAAUCUUGCUAGUGCUGAUUCCAGCAUGCUUGACGAUCAAUCCAUCAGCGUAAUUUCUAUGCCUGCCCAGGCCUGCCCAACCACGUCGACGUCUGAUAGUGCGCAACCGAUACCCUACGACCGUGGCCAACAUGCUGAAGCUGGCGUUUUCUCUUCCUGCCGUUUUUAUGUUCACGGUUUCUCUCGAAAUAAACAGGAAAUCAUACAUGGACACAUCACGUCUCACGGCGGACAGAUAUCAUCAUCCAUAAAGGAUGUCGGGUUGUCGAUCCAUAAUGAGCUAUCUGAUCGACGUUAUAUUAUUGUUCCACAAUCAUCUCAACCUGCCUCUCAUCCCGCAUUUCCCGAGGGGAUACAUGUCGUCACUGAGUUUUAUAUCGAACGUUGUGUCCACAACAAGGUUCUUUAUAACCCAAAUGAACAUGUUCUGGGCCGACCAUUUCCACAGUUUCCUAUCAAGGGGUUUAAUAGUCUGAUUAUUUGCACCGCUGGAUUUAGGAAUGAGACACUGAAUCAAGUAGAGAAAGCCGUCUUGCAGCUUGGUGCCAAGUUUUCCGAACGACUCAACGCGCAAUGUUCAUUGCUAAUCUGCCCUUCUAUUGAGAGUGCAAGAAAACAGAAAUUAGCUUUUGCCGUGAAAUCCAAAGUGCCAGUGGUGGACGCAGAGUGGCUCUGGCAAUGUGUCACAACGGGCUGCCUCGUGCCAUGGAAGAAUUACUUGCUCCGAGGUUUCCCUCAGGAGGUAGACACAGAGCGGGCCGCCGUCGGGUCUAAAGAGAUGGAUAAAACGGUCAGAUCUGAACCAGAACCUGUGCCAAAACAAAUAACGAAGUCAGCCCAUGCCACAUCGGGGAUGAAGCAUGGCAUUGACAUGACCGCAUUUGAUAACGAUACCCCGAUGCCUCGGAAUGCUGUCGUGGAACCAAAGGAUACUGCGAAGUCAACCUACGAAACCGCACCCACCAACCAAGAAAAUGAUCAGGGUGUGGAGCCACCUACCAACUCGACGCCUUUAUCAGAAAAGACCUCCAAUGCACUUAACAAGUCACCCUCGCCACAAAAGACAAGCCGAUCACCACGGAAGUUGAGACGAUUCCCAACUGGAGGGGAAGUAGGUGACUCUCAAAGUGACGAUGAGUUGGAUGCUUCUCUGGGCGAAGCAAAAGAGGAGGAAGACGCUUCAAAGCGUGAGGAGGAAGAACGAAAGCGACAAGCCGAGCAGCUUCGCGCAGCAGAACGGCAAGAGAUGUCCAAGAAGCUGACCUCUCUCAUGCCCACUGAUGGAAUAUCUCACGAGGGUGAUGGAGCGAGACCGCAAUCGGCGCCCAGACAACGUCGUAAACGCGAGGUGCUCGGUCGCGCAGUGAGCAAUGUCUCGGCAGCAUCGAGCGCUAGCAUCGAGUCUUUGCCCCACCCAAGCAGCAGCUCUCUAUCCAACCUUCGAAGAACCGAGUCUGCGGCAUCUCGCCCCUCCUCGAAUAACCAGACUACGGCCGGCGCUUUUGGGCUUCUGGAUAAGAUGAUGAUGCAGCAUAGCGGAGAGAGUAAUCAUACGGUGGACAAUAAUGGUGGAGAUAGUCCGCCAAGAGGCACACAGCUGGAAUAUGAUAACCCGGAGGCGCGGAAACAUAGGGCUACCCUGCUUAAUCGCAUGAUGGCUGGAAGUAGCAAGCAGGAUGCUGCGGCAGGUGAAAGCAGGCAACCACAGGAGAAAAUAGUCUCGGCUGGUCCCACUACAACUGGCCCUACUACAAGGGCGUCGAGACGACGAUGAUGAUUUUGUACGUACCUUGGAUGUAACCUAGGCUAAUGACUGAAAACAUCACAAAGAAGAUUUGAAUAUCCAAACAAACGAGUCACACAUCUAUCUCUCUACCUAGGACUUCUAGGGUUCAUGAAGAAGUAAGCUGUAGGUAGAUAGAUACCUUAUGAAUAAUGCCCAAGCCAGGUUCCCUAG
Hypoxylon fragiforme is the source of this 3152-nucleotide messenger RNA. RefSeq lists its product as uncharacterized. The transcript has 3 exons. Gene Ontology annotation, biological process: DNA replication initiation; mitotic G2 DNA damage checkpoint signaling; mitotic DNA replication checkpoint signaling. Bases 348 to 2969 code for a protein of 873 amino acids. Lineage: Eukaryota; Fungi; Ascomycota; Sordariomycetes; Xylariales; Hypoxylaceae. The record is from RefSeq and is a predicted model, not a curated record.